AUGUUAAUUUUACUCGCCUUAAUAAUUGUUAUCAAACAUUUUUCCAGCACUGAAGUUCAUAAAACAGCAGCUGUUAUAGCCAAUCAAGAGUUUUCGCCUAAUUAUCCAACAACAGUUAUAUGGUGGGAAACUGCUCCAGAAAAUAUACAUCAUUUUACUAAAGAAUAUAAAGGUCUUGUAGUAACACUUUCACUUAAUUAUACAAAUGAGAAUGAAACACUAACCAGAGAAUUCGUGUAUGACCAAACAGUCAUAUACGUUAAACAUGUUGAAGAAUUCAGCUUAAUUUUAAAAAUGGUAAAACCUUCUUUAGAACCCAUCCAACUUAUUUUGGUGUUAAUUGAAGUGAAUGAGUCUAGGAUUACAAAUCUCAUACAGGUUGCUUGGAAAAAUGAGGUUGCUCAAAUAAUCAUUGUUACAACCAAUAAAAAAAAAGACAUAAAUUUGUAUACAUUUAUUCCAUAUACACCUGGAGAUUGCGGUAACAUUACACCUGUCGAAGUUCCAAUUAAUGCACCAAGUUUCUCUAUCAGAAAAUUUAUCAACUUCAACAAAUGCCCUCUUACACUGUCUGCUCAUACGUCGAUGCCGUAUAUAAAGGUGAUUAAAGAAAAUGACAAAAUAAUACUCAGUGGGUUUGAAUCAGAUGUUAUAAAUCUCAUUGUUGAAAGACUUAAUGCUUCGUUAGUAGUAAUAUCUAAUGAAGGGCAAGAACGAGACAACAUCGCAAACGACAGUUUAAAAGUAGGUUUUAGUGAUUUAAUAAGCAAAGAUGCAGAUGUCAUGUUACCAGCAGUAUUUGUCAAUGAAAAAAGGUAUUCCGUUGCUUUAACUACAUACACAUAUAACGACCUUACAAUAGUUUGGAUUGCUCCAAAACAACGCGUUAUUUACGCUUGGGCGAAUUUAAUACUACCAUUUAUAUCAAGAAUUACGCCAUUAAUCAUUCUUACCUUCAUAUCCUUUAUAGCCGUUGUUAAACUAAUUAUAAGAUUUGGCAGAUAUCAUGAAUUCAAAGAAAAAACCGUAAUUUUUCAAAGUUUCACAAUACUUUUAGGAUUGCAAACGAAAUUUGAAACCAAAUGUUGGCUAAAUAAUACUGUACACGUUUUGUGGGUAUGGUAUUGUUUUCUGAUACGUAUUGCUUAUCAGGGUGAUCUCAUAAAUGGCUUGCACAAAGUUAUUCUGGAACCUCCUAUUCGAACUGUUAACGAUGGCUUACAAAACCUCGAUAAAGUGGUCGCUUCUGCAGCAAUACAAGAGCUAUAUAAGAAUACAUCACUCGAAGAACAGUUUAAUGUGCUAGCCAAGCCUAGCGAUUCAGAAGUAUACCUUAAAAAAAUCGUUGACGAGGCAAGAAUUUUACUAGCUGAAGAUUUUGUUUCUGUAAAGAGUCAUGGUUAUUCGGAAAUGGUGCAGUUUUUAGAAGAAAGCGUGAUUAGGUUUCCAGCUUGUUUGUUUGUAAGAGCCCGAUGGCCUGGUGUCGAUGAAUUUCGUCGUAAAAUAAUGGAAUUUCACCAACAUGGUUUUUUUGGAUAUUAUUAUUAUCAAAAUAAAGCCAGGCACUACAGAAGAUAUGAAAGAAAUCAUGGAUUACAUAUAAAAGAACAGAACACAGAACCACUCACCAUUGUUUCACUGAGUUCAUUGUUUUAUGGACUUUUGAUGGCGUAUUUUAUCUGCUUUAUUGUAUUUUGCAUGGAAAUUAUCUGGUUUAAGACCAAGGCAACACGAGAGAACCCAAUAGUAAAAAAACAAAACAUAUCUGUAACUUUUAUAGAGGGAUGA
Molecule: messenger RNA, 1788 nt
Organism: Pieris brassicae (large cabbage white)
Lineage: Eukaryota; Metazoa; Arthropoda; Insecta; Lepidoptera; Pieridae
Exons: 1
Coding region: 1-1788 (595 amino acids)
Source: RefSeq, a predicted model, not a curated record